AUGCUGGCCGGAACAAUUACCAGAAAGGAGCAGGUUGUUGACAAUGAAGACGAACAAUACUAUUAUUCAUUUUCUUUUCUUUUUUGCAUAGGACGUAAUCAGUUUGGUCAACUGGGGCAAGCCGAUUUAAAGGCAUUAGAAAAACCAACACCCGUUAGCGGCUUAGAAGAUGUGAAUGUUAUCCAAGCAGCAUGUGGAAGGAAUCAUACCUUAUUCUUAACUGACACAGGAAUUGUUUACGCUUGUGGUGACAACAAAAGCGGUCAAUGUGGUGUUGGUAAUACACAGCCAACUAUAUUGAAAGCUACUCGUUUGAACUAUGCUGGUCCACCAGUAAUAAAAGUUGGAUGUGGCGCUGAUUUUUCGAUGAUAUUAGACAUAAAAGGUAACUUGUAUUCAUUCGGACUGCCUGAGUAUGGUCAACUGGGUCAUAAUACAGAAGGAAAGUAUUUCAUCACAUCCACAAAAAUGUCAUUCCACUUCGAAACGUCUCCGAAAAAAAUUGUGCUGUAUGUCGAAAAAACAAAAGAUGGUCAUGUUACACCAACAGACGACGUCAAAAUUGUCGAUUUUGCCAGUGGAAACAACCAUACGGUUGCAAUUGAUUCCAAAAACAGAGCUUUCAGCUGGGGCUUUGGAGGAAUUGGCCGUCUCGGACAUGCAGAACAAAAAGAUGAAAUGGUUCCCAGGUAAUUUAUAUUUGUAUUUGU
This is a messenger RNA of Ochlerotatus camptorhynchus, 710 nucleotides long. RefSeq names its product protein RCC2 homolog. Lineage: Eukaryota; Metazoa; Arthropoda; Insecta; Diptera; Culicidae. The transcript has 3 exons. Gene Ontology annotation, molecular function: small GTPase binding. Gene Ontology annotation, biological process: negative regulation of GTPase activity. The coding region runs from base 1 to 693 and encodes 230 amino acids. The record is from RefSeq and is a predicted model, not a curated record. Gene Ontology annotation, cellular component: membrane.